This is a messenger RNA of Schistosoma spindalis, 2082 nucleotides long. The record is from the annotation of a GenBank genome assembly. Lineage: Eukaryota; Metazoa; Platyhelminthes; Trematoda; Strigeidida; Schistosomatidae.
AUGCCUGCAUACUCCUUCGACUACAAGUCCUACAUGACAAACAACCUGCUAGGACAUGACCAGGAUAUUCACUACAAAAUGUCUAAAAAGAUCGCACAAUUGACAAAAGUGGUUUGCAUGUUGAACUCACGUGGUGAGGAUUCUGUUGAUCUACUUAAGAAGACUUCCAAGCAACACGAGGAUGAAAUUACCAGACUAAAAAGUUCCUAUGAAUUGAAACUAAAAGAUUUAGAGCUUAGACUUGAAGAGGAGAGAGGAUUCGGGGACACCAUAGCCUUCUUAGAAAAGAGUAUUAGUGAAAAAGAGUUGGAAAUCAUCAAUAUCCAAUCUAAAUGUAGUCAGUUAAUAAAUGAGCAUCAUUUAAAAGAAGAUAUGUUAAGAGUAAAAUAUAAUGAAGAAAUAAUCAAACUACAACAGACUAUUGCUGAGCAUAAAGAAAAAUAUGAAAAAAAAUUGAAUGCAACUCAAUGUCUUGCUGAACAGUGGAAAUCUCAUCAGUGUCCAAACGUUGAGCCAAUUCUUAACGAAAAAUUGCAACUGGAAUGUGAAUUUCAAAGAUUACAAGAGAAGUAUUUAUUAUUAGAAACGGAAGUAGAAGAUAGAAUCAAAGUUCUUACAGAUUCGUAUGAAUGUAAAAUUCAAGAAAUUAUCAAAAAUAUUAAAGAUGAAGAAAAUAGAAAAGAAAAUGAACUAUUAGAGAUCAAUAAAAAACUUUUACAAGACUUAAAAAACCAAAAACAUAUCUAUGAUCAAUCAAUCAUUAAAAAUAAUCAAGAAAAAAAUGAAUUAAGUAAUUUUAUAAAGCAUAAUACAGAAAUUAAUUUAAACAAUAUUUGGCAAGGUCGAUUAAAUCAAGAAAAAGAAGAGUUUCAAAUAGAAUUAUCAAAAUUACAUAAAUUAAAUGAAGAAAUCAAGUAUAAUUUAGAGAAUCAUAUUGAAAGUUCAAAAUUGAAAUAUGAUAAACUUAAUACAGAAUACAUAGAUUAUCAAAUGAAAACAAAAGUAGAACAUGAAAAAUUUCAUAGAAAAAUUAUUGAUUUACAAUUAAUUGAAGAGAAUUUAAAAAAAGAACUUAUUAUAAAAAAUAAUGAACAAGUGAAUUUAGAAAAAGAAAGGAAUAUGAAAUAUUUACAAUUGAAAAAAGAAUAUGAUGAAUGUUUGGAAAAAUUAAAGAUAACUGAAGCUCAAUUAGAAUCCAAAAACGAAAACCAGCUUGACAAACAAAACUUAAUUUUAAACUCCAAAUAUGAAGGUGUUCAACUGAAAUUGAAAGAAUCAAGAAAGUUAAUAAAAGUCUUAGAAAAUAAAUCACAACUGUUAAGAAAGCAACUUUCUUCUGAAAAAUCCAAUUUUAUUCAUUUAAAGGAGAACUUCAUAGUCAAAUUACGAAAUUUAAAAGAGGUAUUUAAAAGUUUUAUAUUGAAUAUCGAACAAAUGAAAAUGAAUUUAUCUCAUGUUACUAUACUUUUGAAAGAAGAAAUAAAAAUAAAAUAUGAAAAUUAUUAUCAAAAUUUAUUAAAUAAAAAAAUUAUUGAUUUACGUAAAACAUUAUACAAUGAAAUUGAACAGAAAAUAAAUAAGGAAAAAGAAUCUUCUAUUAGAAAUAUUACAAUAGUAAAACAAAAUGAAAUUGAACAACUUCAACAAGUAAAUAAGGAAUUAAAGUUGAAACUUACUAAAAAAAAUCAAGAAUAUGAAAAUGAAUUAGAAAAAAGUUCAAGAUUCACCGAUUUGGUUGCUGAACUUGAUCGUAAAUGGUCUGAAACUGUAGGUCGUGAAUGUGCACGUGUACGUAAUGAAACAAUGCAUCAGUUUGAAUCGCAGUAUAAAGCAAAAUUAGAAGAGAUCACAAAUAAUUAUGAAAAAACAAUCACAACUAUGAAUAAACAAUGGGAAAUGAAAAUAGAAAUGAAUAAAAUAGAUCAGUCUUGUAAUAAUAUUGAUCAAGUAAUAGAACAGAUAAAUAAAGAAAAAUCAAGUGAUCACAUCAAUCAGUUGUCAGAAAACAUAAGAAAAAAUAUUGAUCAAAGUGUUCAAACUGAUGAGGAAUUAGACCAAAAUGGGACAUGUUCUCGUAUCUGA